This is a messenger RNA of Puntigrus tetrazona (Sumatra barb), 1317 nucleotides long. RefSeq names its product tumor necrosis factor receptor superfamily member 14-like. Gene Ontology annotation, molecular function: protein binding. The coding region runs from base 235 to 984 and encodes 249 amino acids. Gene Ontology annotation, cellular component: external side of plasma membrane. The record is from RefSeq and is a predicted model, not a curated record. Gene Ontology annotation, biological process: defense response to Gram-positive bacterium; positive regulation of peptidyl-tyrosine phosphorylation; positive regulation of T cell migration. Lineage: Eukaryota; Metazoa; Chordata; Actinopteri; Cypriniformes; Cyprinidae. The transcript has 7 exons.
GUAAGUGCUUACUUGUGCUUUUGUGUGGGUGAAUGGCUUUAAUGAUUGGGUAAUGCCGGAUAUCUUAGAUUGUGGUUUUUAAAAUAAUUACUUUUGAAUUGAUUCAACAUCAGUAAACGUUGUUAGGAAAUUAUCAGAACCUGCAAAUUCAACACACAGAGGUCUGAUAGAAAGACUAAAUCCAUUACCGGCUCUUUGAACGGACACACUGAGUUGACCCAUUUUUUCAGCUUUAUGAAAAUGCAACUUUUGUGGAUUAUUUUACACAAUGUUACUAUUGCCUUUCUAUACAUAGAACAAGCUUAUUGUGUCUGUGCCAAUGCUGAAUAUGAGAUAAAUGGACACUGCUGCCCUAUGUGUGCACCUGGUAAUCGUGUUUUAUGGCAUUGCACAGUGGAUACCAGCACAACUUGUGUAUCCUGUAGUGCAUCCACAUACACCGAUGAACCAAAUGGGCUUGAAAUGUGCUUUUCCUGCUCAACCUGUGAUGCAGGUUUAAGGAUACAGAAGGCAUGCACACGGUUAUCAAAUACCAUUUGUGAGCCAAUGAAAGGAUUCUUCUGCAUCGCCAGAGAAAAAGGCAGUUGUACAUUAGCUGUUAAACAUUCUCAAUGUAAUCCUGGAGAAUACAUCCAACAAAAAGGAACAGCUAGCACUGAUACAGUGUGUGGUGAAUGCAGAAAUGGCACCUACUCUGAUGGCACUUUCACAGCUUGUCAGCAACAUACGCUAUGCCAGAAUAUGGGUCGUAAAGAAAUAGAAACAGGAACAAUGUCAUCGGACGCCAAAUGUGAACAUAAUCCAAAUGUUCUUGCUGGAAUCAUAACUGGUGUUGUGGUCGGUCUUAUUAUUAUUGGCAUCUUAAUAAAGUAUGUCAUAUUCAAAAUAAAUUCAAGGGCUCGUCAAGGGAUAAGGUCUGUCCAGGUCCAAAAUGUUGGUGGAGGGCUAAUAAAGUACACUUUUAUUACAAAAGGUUCUACAUAGAAUCUUAAAAUAUCACGCAAUAAAUAUUUGGAACCCCUAAAAGGUUCCAUAUAGAACCCUUUUAAAGUGUUCUAUAUAGAACCCUUUAGGGGUUCCUAUCAUGGGAUAAUUUUUUGGACUUAAUUUUAGUUUUAUUGUAAUGACAUUUUAAGACGUAAACGGCUCAUAUAGCCACUUUACUACCAGAAAAACUGAAAAAUAGCUAUAAGUAUAACAAAACAAGGAGUUGUGUGAUCAUUUAAGACUUUUAUUUUUAAGACAUUUAAGACUUUUAUUUGCAAUAACAAGCAGUACAUAAAACAGCAACUCAUAGUGAAACAUAUAAAUUCUUGU